Saxophila tyrrhenica is the source of this 2859-nucleotide messenger RNA. It is a transcript of the gene CWH43, whose product is annotated as Protein cwh43. The record is from RefSeq and is a predicted model, not a curated record. Gene Ontology annotation, cellular component: endoplasmic reticulum. The transcript has 6 exons. The coding region runs from base 1 to 2859 and encodes 952 amino acids. Gene Ontology annotation, biological process: GPI anchor biosynthetic process; fungal-type cell wall organization. NCBI's taxonomy places the organism in Eukaryota, Fungi, Ascomycota, Dothideomycetes, Mycosphaerellales, Extremaceae.
AUGCCUCCCAAACACCGAGAUGGCGAUGUGGUCGCUGUCAUUCCCGGCCAUUGGAUCGCAUGGGCUCACACCCUCUCAGCAUACGCUGCCUUCCUCGGUGCCCUCAUUGUGGGCGUGUGGCUACACUAUACCAAGAUUGUGCAGAACGAGCACUACGGAUACCCUGUCGAAUGGUUCCCAUCCGUCAGCGCAACGAUAGGCGAUAAAUACCCCGAACGCUCGGUCUUCCAGAUCUUCAUUGCAAUAUGCUCGGGCCCCCGAUUCAUGCUCGUCUUUCUGUGGUACUGCAUGUCCAAUCGGAAGGACAGCAGUCUGUCCAAGUUUGUGGCAGGGGUGGGUGUCUUCAGGACGUUGACGUGCGGCGGAUGGACAUACAUCACGAGCACGGAUGAUCACGAUUGGCAUGACAUAUUCAUGAUUAGUUAUCUGGUCGCAACAUUGCCUUGGACCAUUGGUUGCACCAUGCUGAGUCCGCCAAACCCGGAGGCCAUUAAGUACCGCAAGUACCUAGCCUCCGCCUUCUUCGGAACGUUGGUCCCACUGGUCUACUUCUUCAUCCAGCACAAAGUGCAUCGUGUGCCCGGAGCCUACACGAUUUACGCCUUCUUUGAAUGGUCCCUUGUCCUCCUCGACGUUGGCUUCGACACCGUCACGGUAAUGGACUUCAGCAGCUUCGAGAUCGUGGUCAAAGAUGUAAAAGGUCUAGCCAGAGGGGACAACCAAAGAGUGGCCGAUGCCGUCCUUGAGAAGGAGAAGAAUCGGGCAGUUGGCCAGGUCUUCAAUGCUCGUUUCGUCUGGUCAGAAAUGCUCGAUGCUGCGGCUGAUGUGUAUCUUGGGUUCGUAUUCUGGAGCGUGCUGACCUCUCUUGGAGUGGUGGUAUGGUACUUCCCACUCUGGCACAUGGGCAUUUCGGGCUACGAAGUCGCAAUCCUCUCCACCGUCUCUCCUUUGCUGCUCGGGAUCAGACAGCUGCGAGGCUUGAUUGUUGGCAACUUGCCGGUGUUAUAUGCAACCUCUGUUGUGGGACUGUUCGCAUAUCUUCUUCAAUCGCCGGAGAGCCGACUCGGAGCUGUCAGCUUCGGCGUGUGGCAAAGCUGUCUCGCCUGGACGGCGGCAUGGUCCGGCGCGAGGAACAACCCGGCGAAGCUGGAGGCCAAGAUCUCUGCCUGGACUAUUGGACUUAUCGCAAGCAGUAUUGCCAAAUUUGCCUUCCAGACCAACAACCCGGUAUGGCCCAUCAUGAACGAGAACAAUGGAGGUUGGAACAAGACUGGUAUCCUUGUGUUCAUCUUGGCAGUAGCCAAAGCAUGGCAGGGAAGCAGCAGUGACAGCGGGAGUCGCCAACCCAGCGAGAAACCUAAGGGACCUUCCAUACUUGCCGGAUCUGGCGUGGGUGGGAUCAUCUUCGGCCUUCACUCUCUGCUGUCGGAUUCCAGCACCAUGAUCCUGUGGGUCUGGGAUGGCUACCCGAUACGAGGUCCCAUGGCUGUGCCUCACGGCGCCUGGACCAUCGCUGCUAUGGCCGUCGGUCUUGCCUUCGGCUUGUUCUACCCAAACCUCGCUCGCGGCUGGACAGCUUUCGGCAUUGGAUCGAUUGGCGCUGCGAUACUGACUUUAUCUCACCACUGGUUUGGCUACUACGGCGCCCUUACUUUGACAGUAUACAUGAUGGCUGUCACGCCAACCAUCAUCUCGAAUGCCGUUAAAUUUGCGCCUGGUCGAACCUUCUUCGUCGGCUUCUUCACCUACAAUAUCAUGGUUCUCUUCCACGUCUGGGUUGUGGCAUACGCCUUCGUGCCCGGGGGUCCGCUGGUGAGAGAACACACCGACUGGGUCAUGACUUCGAUGAUGCUACUGAUCGGUUGCGGUGUCUUCUCUGCUUUGCAAAACGGUGGAGCACCUGCAAAGCAAGAGUCUUUCCGUCCCGCAGCGAACCCAGCUGCGCGCAGGCAGAGGAGCUACUACAUCUACAUCUUGCUCUUCCUCCAGCUGCUGAGCGCAAGUGUCGCCUACCUUCGUUUCCCGUCGUACAACUACGAGCCCUACCACAAAGACGAUAAGGUCAUCACCGCAGGCAUCUGGACCAUUCACUUCAGCAUCGACAACGACAUGUGGAGCUCCGAACGGCGGAUGGAGAGCUUAAUCCGCGAGACGGAGCUUGAUGUCGUUGGUCUGCUCGAAAGCGAUCUGCAGCGCAUCAUCAUGGGCAACAGAGACACCACGCAAUACUUGGCCGAAGAGCUCGGUAUGUGGGUCGACUAUGGCCCAGGACCCAACAAGCACACAUGGGGCGCGGCGCUGCUCUCCAAAUUCCCAAUCGUCAACUCAACGCAUCACCUCCUGCCCAGCCCAGUUGGCGAGCUGGCACCAGCGAUCCACGCCACGAUUGACGCCUACGGUGAGCUGAUCGACGUCUUCGUCUUUCAUUCUGGCCAAGAAGAGGAUCCCGAAGACCGUCGGCAGCAGUCUGAGUACCUGUCGAAGCUGAUGGGCAGCUCGCCUCGGCCUUCAAUCCUGCUGUCCUACCUGGUCAUCGACCCUGGCAAAGGGAACUACAAUACCUACGUCAGCGACCAGAGUGGCAUGCUGGACAUUGAUCCGAGUGACGAUGAUCGAUGGUGCGAGUAUAUUCUCUACAAGGGCUUGCGGAGGUCAGGAUACGCGAGGGUUAGUCGCGGGUCGAUUACGGAUACUGAGCUGCAGAUCGGCAAAUUCGUCGUCGGCGAGCCUGAGAACGGCAACAGACUGUUGUCGGAGGAAGAAGUGCCGGCAGGCCUGCGCUUCCCGGAGCUCUUCAAGGGCAAGGGCGUGCGUGAUCAUCGUUAUCAUGUGUUCGACGAGCCGAAGUACUUCUUAUAG